Camellia sinensis is the source of this 1701-nucleotide messenger RNA. Its product is annotated as sugar transporter ERD6-like 5. The record is from RefSeq and is a predicted model, not a curated record. Gene Ontology annotation, biological process: carbohydrate transport; transmembrane transport. NCBI's taxonomy places the organism in Eukaryota, Viridiplantae, Streptophyta, Magnoliopsida, Ericales, Theaceae. Gene Ontology annotation, cellular component: membrane. Gene Ontology annotation, molecular function: sugar transmembrane transporter activity.
AUCUCCUGUUGUAUGUACACACACGCUUUUAUGGAGAGGGAAGGCAUGGUAGAUGGACAAACAUCGAUUCCUCUGCUUAACAGAGAAAACCCAGAUCAUGGUGCUUCAUCAUCUUCAUCCUCUUCGGCCACACCUGUACUUUUAUUCAGCACUUUCGUUGCCGUCUGUGGUUCUUAUGUCUUUGGCUCUGCUGUCGGAUUUUCGUCACCUACUCAGUCUGAAAUCAUGGAGGACCUUGGCCUCUCUUUGGCAGAGUAUUCAGUUUUUGGUUCAAUAAUGACUGUUGGAGCAAUGCUGGGUGCAGUAAUGAGUGGGAAGCUUGCAGAUCUCUUCGGCCGGAGGGGUACAUUGGGAUUCUCAGACAUAUUCUGCAUCAUAGGGUGGCUUGCGAUGGCGUUAUCAGAGCGUGCUUGGUGCCUUGACCUUGGAAGACUUUCUCUGGGAUAUGGAAUUGGGCUUCUUUCAUACGUGGUACCAGUAUAUAUAGCAGAAAUAACCCCAAGGGAUAUUCGAGGAACAUUCACAACUGCCCAUCAGUUCCUGGAUUCUUGUGGUGUAUCAAUAAUGUAUCUCAUUGGAACCAUCAUCACCUGGCGCAUCUUGGCUGCAAUUGGAAUUAUUCCAUGCUUAAUUCAGUUUGUCGGUCUAUUCUUUAUUCCAGAGUCUCCAAGGUGGUUGGCAAAGAAUUAUCGAUGGUCAGAUUGUGAAGCUGCAUUACAGCGCCUAAGGGGAGAGAGUGCAAAUAUUUCUGAAGAAGCUACUGAAAUUAGAGUUUAUACAGAAAACCUUCAACAGUUCUCGGAAGCUAAAAUAUUUGAUUUGUUUCAGCGGAAAUAUGCUCACUCCCUCAUUGUUGGAGUUGGACUAAUGGCAUUGCAACAAUUUGGAGGGAUCAAUGGGAUUGUAUACUAUGCGAGUGCUAUUUUCGAAUCAGCAGGUUUUUCAAGCAGAAUUGGGACUAUAGCGAUGGUGGUUGUUCAGGUUCCUGCGACGUUGAUUGGUGCCCUCUUAAUGGAUAAAUCUGGACGAAGACUGCUCCUAGUGAUUUCUGCAGGAGGAACGUGCUUGGGCUGCUUCCUCGUUGGAUUGUCUUUCCUGUUGCAGGACCUUGAAUUGUGGAAGGAGCUCACUCCAAGCUUGGCACUGGUUGGUGUACUGGUGUUUAAAGGAUCUUUCUCACUGGGCAUGGCGGGAAUUCCAUGGAUUAUAAUGUCAGAGAUAUUUCCUAUAAACGUGAAAGGUCUGGCUGGAAGCCUCAUAACAGUAGUUAACUGGCUCGGCACUUGGAUUGUUACAUAUGCCUUCAACUUCUUGAUGAACUGCAGCUCAGAAGGAACAUUUUUCGCAUUCUCAGGCGUAUGUGGUUUAACCGUUUGGUUUGUUGUGGAGCUGGUUCCAGAGACCAAAGGACUUACUCUGGAAGAAAUUCAAACUGCUAUGUAUCCAUCUACAACAAAAAUAUAGGCCUGGCUUGCUUGCUUAUCCUGAGAUUUCUAGAGUCCAAAGCAGAUAAUCAACCGAUAAAUUUCUGGGCCUUUUACAUUUUUUUUUCAUUAAAUGAAAAAAAGGUUUGAAGGUAAAGACAAUGGCCUUGUUUGGUUUGUGUUUCUCAAAAAAUUUUGGAAAAAAUUCUCUAAGUAUCGCUUGAUUAUCGCUCUUCUUAUAUUUUUAGAAAUAAAUAAAUCAAUCAUACUUGUGUAA